This is a messenger RNA of Bombus pyrosoma, 3569 nucleotides long. RefSeq names its product beta-1,4-mannosyltransferase egh (gene egh). Gene Ontology annotation, molecular function: beta-1,4-mannosyltransferase activity. The coding region runs from base 601 to 1977 and encodes 458 amino acids. The transcript has 3 exons. The record is from RefSeq and is a predicted model, not a curated record. Gene Ontology annotation, cellular component: cytoplasm. Lineage: Eukaryota; Metazoa; Arthropoda; Insecta; Hymenoptera; Apidae.
CGUGAUUGACGGUUGAUAUUAAUCUGUUUUCACAUUUAUUUUACUUUCAUUGUUAACAUGAACUUACAUUUUUCAAUAAUCCAUUGCUAUAUUCAUACAUUGUUAAGAGUAACAUACAAAUGCAGGUUAUAUCUAUAAAUAACACUUAACGGUGAAAGAUAUAAAAAUUAUGAAUUUAAUUUUAUCCGCAUAAGUAACAUCAACCAAUCAUAGAGGUUUAUAUUAGACGUUAAAGCGAGUAAAAAGAAAAGCAUAAUUGGCGUCAGUAUAAUUGUCGAAUUGGUAUUACCUUAAUGUCAAAUUUCAAUAUUUAUCGCAACUUCAUAGGUUGAUUUGAUUUCCUUAUCUCGUAUUGAUAGUUAGUCAUUUCCUGUAAAACAUUGAAGAAUGUUGGAAUGUAAGUGAUUCUUUGAGUCAACGAAAGUCGAUGGUAGUGUGUCGUUAAAAUUAUAAAAAUAUUUUUUAUUCAUACCGGUACAUAAAUUAGUUUUUUUUUUUAUUAUUCAUUUACAUUUAUUUGUUGUUGUGGGCAAUGAAUCGAGAAAUCUUUCCUUUUAACGAUAUAUCACAAUAAUAUUUGGCUACACAAAGAAAGAAAUAAUGUUGAACAGUGUAACAAAACAUAUUUUACACUGUUGUCUACUACUUGUUGUUAUAAUCAUAUUUGAAUUGAUUACCGGAGGACUUAGUUGGAAUAAUAAUAAAAAGGAAACAUUUGAUCCAUGGAUUGAAUAUGGAUUUCUUGGCGCACUUAUAUUAUAUAUCCUGCGAACACUUACAUUUCUUUCCUUUCCGCAAGUUUUAUUUAACUUUGUAGGACUAAUGAUAUACAAUGCAUUCCCAGAUAAAGUUGUUUUAAAAGGUUCACCAUUACUUGCACCAUUUAUUUGUAUUAGAAUAGUAACACGUGGAGAUUAUCCACAAUUAGUGAGAGCAAAUGUAAUAAGGAAUUUAAACAAAUGUCUAGAAACUGGUUUAGAAAACUUUCAAAUUGAAGUAGUUAGUGAUAAGCCAAUUGGAUUAAGCCCUCAUAGAAGAAUCAGAGAGGUUGUUGUGCCACCAAACUAUCGUACAAGUAGUGGUGCUUUGUUCAAAGCCCGUGCUUUACAAUAUUGCUUAGAAAAUUCAGUCAAUGAGUUAGCAGAUAACGAUUGGAUUGUACAUCUUGAUGAAGAAACUUUACUGACUGAAAAUUCUGUUCGUGGGAUAUUGAAUUUUGUACUGGAUGGAAAACAUCAAUUUGGUCAAGGGUUAAUAACAUAUGCAAAUGAAGAUGUUGUUAAUUGGAUUACUACCUUAGCAGACAGUUUUAGAGUAGCAGAUGACAUGGGAAAGUUACGAUUACAAUUCACAAUGUUUCAUAAACCUUUCUUUAGUAUGAAAGGUUCUUAUGUUGUUACUCAAAUGGGUGCAGAAAGACAAGUUUCCUUCAACAAUGGACUAGAUGGAUCCGUUGCAGAAGAUUGUUUUUUUGCAAUGAAAGCGUUUACCCAAGGGUAUACAUUUAAUUUUGUGGAUGGUGAAAUGUGGGAAAAGUCACCAUUUACAUUAUGGGACUUUGUACAACAAAGAAAAAGAUGGUUACAAGGUAUAUUACUUGUUGUACAUUCCAAAGCUAUUCCAUUAAAUAAAAAGCUGCUUCUAGGCAUAUCUUGUUACUCGUGGGUAACACUGCCGCUUUCUACUUCGAAUAUUGUAUUAGCUGGAAUUUAUCCCAUUACUUGCCCACCAUUUAUAGAUUUUCUAUGUGCUUUUAUUGGUGCGGUAAAUAUUUAUAUGUAUGUUUUUGGUGUAGUUAAAUCAUUUUCUUUAUACCGAUUUGGUAUUGCUCGAUUUAUACUAUGUAUAUGUGGGGCAUUAUCAACAAUUCCUUUUAAUUUGAUCAUUGAAAAUGUUGCCGUUAUAUGGGGUUUGUUCGGAACAAAACAUAAAUUUUAUGUAGUUAAUAAAGAGUACAAACCACCAGUGACAAUAUAAGAAAGUAUUAAAAGAUUCCUUUCAGAUAGUAUCAUAUACUUACAGAAAUGUUUAUGUACACUUUCAGAAAUUCUUGUGUAUUUUAGAAAAAUAAUAUGAUUUUAUAUUUUAGAAUUUGAAAUAUUAAUAAUCUUUUAUGUGCUAUAUAUAUAUAUAGUGUGGUUGAUAGGCGUGUUUGAAACAAACGUACUUUAUCUGUCUUAUCUAAUACUAUACAAUAAAUAGCCAAAGUAAUAAUUUAAAUAUCUUAGUUAAUUAAUGUCUUAUAUAACAUGCAAAAUAGUAAUAAAUAUAAUAUUAUGUUUGUAGAGUGUAGUUUAGGAAAAUUUUAAUUUAAACAUUCAAUUCAGUACUCAGAAGAGUUACAAUCAGUUACAAUAUCUCUCAGAUAAGUAAUUAUGGUACAUAGUUUAUACAUUAUCAUUUGUUCGAAAUAAAAUACACUUCCUUAUCAGAUUUUAUGUAAUGAAGAAAAUAAUCCUAGAAAAAUAAUCUAUAUUGCGUAAUAAAUCAUCUAUCAGUAAUAAUUUUAAUAUUUAUAUUUUCAAUUAGAUUUUCAUAAAAUUCUUAUCAAUGAAUUGCUAAAUUCCCUUAAUCAAAAUACAAUUUUAUUCAUAUUAUAUGUAAUUACGUCUUUUUUUAUCAACACUAAUAAUAAAAUAAAGUUUGAGAUAAAGAUAAAAAUCUUGAUAAAGCAAUCCAAUAAUAAUAGCUCCAUAAAAUUCUGAUUAUAAGUAUAAAAAUUCAAAAUUUGUUGAAAAAUGAUUAAUCAAAUAAUUGAAAUUAUCUCUUUCAUUGAUUACUAAGUAAUACAUGAAACUUAAUGUAUCACUUAUUAGAUAUCAUUUAUUAUUUAUGUUAAAUUUAUGUUAAAAAAAAAACAAAGAUAAUAGGAUUUUUUAAACUUGCAAAAACAUCCGAUCGCUUAUUCAAAAAUUGUUGUACAUGCAAUGGAAUAAUCCUUCUUCAUCUUUAAACUUACAGGACAGUACAGCAUAAUAUAAAAAGUCAACUUAUACAAUCAACUAUCUUACUUUUAUGCUUUUAUUCUAAUUAUCACCAUUGAUAACAAUUAGGAAAAUUGAAUUUUGUAUACCUAAUAUGAUAUGUUUAUUAUCUAUUAUUAUCACCUAUCUAAUGAUGAUAUUUUUAAUUAAACAAAAUAUAUCUUUUUUUGGUAUAUCAAUAAUAGAUUAUUUUCAAAUUUAUGUAUAUAAAUCUAAUUUUAAUUGAUAAAAAUUUAACAGAAUAUAGAUUCGUAUCUCCAAAAUUAUAAGAAAUGUAGGGUAUCAUUACAUUUAUACACUAGAAUGAAAUUUUCAUAUUUUUUUAUAUGAUAUCUGUCUUAUAUAAUAACUUCUGAUAUAAAACCCAUAUUAAUAAAAAUUAACCAAUUAUGAGUUACUCAAAAUAGUAAUAUUUAUAAAUUAUAUCCAGUCAAAGUACGUGAAAGUUUGAAUGUAAAUACACAAUUUAUUCCUCCUUUUGAUGUGCAAAAUUUGAUGACUCAUUUUCAUUUCUAUUAAUCUACAUAAAAUUUUUUCAAAAUGUUUUCAAAUAUUGCAUAAAAUAUUAGGAAGCAAAACUAUAAG